Molecule: messenger RNA, 990 nt
Organism: Anopheles marshallii
Lineage: Eukaryota; Metazoa; Arthropoda; Insecta; Diptera; Culicidae
Product: carbohydrate sulfotransferase 11
Exons: 3
Coding region: 1-990 (329 amino acids)
Biological process (GO): carbohydrate biosynthetic process
Cellular component (GO): membrane
Molecular function (GO): sulfotransferase activity
Source: RefSeq, a predicted model, not a curated record
AUGUGUGUCACGUGCAAAACGUUAAUGUUUUUCUUUUUGCUCAUACCGCACCUGGAAGCUAGUGAUUGGCCCACGGAAGAAGCGAGCAAUUCUAUCUUAACUUCCGGGUACAAAGAGUACGAGUACGAACUAACACAAGCGCACAAUUUAUACCGGCAAGAUGUUCUUCAAAAAGCGUGUCAUUACAAUGUUACGGAUGAUAUUAUGGAACGGUUGGAAAAACUGAGACAAAUUCCCACGGACCAUCUGCUAAUCGAUCGUGAACAUAAGUUUCUGUAUUGCUACGUUCCAAAGGUAGCUUGCACCAACUGGAAACGUGUAAUGAUGAUAUUGAUAAACAAAUGGAACGGCACGGAUCCAUUACAAAUUCCAGCUGAUCUGGCACAUUCGUCCGGCAUGUUUGAGACGUUCCAAUCGUUGAGCGACGAGGAAAAAAUUGCUGUGCUGUCAGAUUACCAUCGAUUUGUCUUGGUUCGUCACCCGUUCGAAAGACUGUUGUCAGCCUUUCGCAACAAGCUGGAGGGAAACUCUAAAAGUGCCAAAUACUUCCAGGCACGCAUUGGAAGAACAAUUGUCAAAUCGUUUCGGUUACAUGCUACGAACGAAUCGCUCACCUUUGCCGACGAUGUCACGUUUAACGAAUUCGUACAGUACUUGUUAACACCGGAACUGAGCAAAAGUGGCAACAUGUCCUUUAAUGAACACUGGGAACCCAUUUCGCACCUUUGCCAUCCAUGUUUGGUUCACUACAAUGUCAUAGGCAAAUAUGAAACGUUGACGGACGAUUCCUCUCUAGCACUGCAUCUUGCCGGUGCAGGUGGUUUAAGCUUUCCGAUGGUGUACAAAUCUUCUAGCACACGAGAACGACUAAUGCAUUAUUUUGACGACAUUCCUUCGGAGACCUUAAGGCGGUUAUAUUUACUCUAUGAGGAUGAUUUUAAAAAUUUUGACUAUAGUCUAGAAGAAAUAUUCGGAUACGAACUCGUUUGA